Amphibalanus amphitrite is the source of this 3006-nucleotide messenger RNA. RefSeq names its product protein enabled-like. The record is from RefSeq and is a predicted model, not a curated record. The coding region runs from base 155 to 1642 and encodes 495 amino acids. Gene Ontology annotation, molecular function: SH3 domain binding. The transcript is spliced from 7 exons. NCBI's taxonomy places the organism in Eukaryota, Metazoa, Arthropoda, Thecostraca, Balanomorpha, Balanidae.
UCAGAGACAGAGUUGAUCGCGGAUUUCGUGGGAAGUGGUGUGAAUAAUCCAGUGAAUCAUGGCUUAAGAUAUUGUUGAAGUAGUAAUGAAAAUGUUGGCUGGAUAGACAAAUUGUUAUUUUCAGUGUUGACUGUGAUUUUAGACAAACGCAACCAUGAGCAACGAGUUGAGCCUGACGUCGGGUCGGGCGAACGUGAUGGUGUACGAUGACGUCAACAAGAAGUGGGUGCCGGCGGGCACGACCAACGGCUUUGCUAAGGUGCACAUCUACCACCACGUGGUCAACAACACGUACCGCGUGGUGGGCCGCAAACUGCAGGAUCAGGAGGUGGUCAUCAACUGUGCCAUCCUGAAGGGGCUCAAGUACAACCAGGCUACGCCCACGUUCCACCAGUGGCGUGACAACAAGCGGGUCUACGGGCUCAGCUUCUCCUCCGUGGACGAUGCCAACAGUUUCGCCAACACGAUGCUCAGAGCCAUAGAUAACCUGACUGAGAGCGCCCAGAUGACGGCCCGCUCGCAGCAGCCCACGUACGGCCACGCGCACACGCUGCCGCACAAGCCGUCCAGCAGUCCGGCCCUGUACCAGGAGGCCGGCCAGCAGGACCCGGCAGCCGCCUACCGCAGCCUGUCGCGGCCGCGCGCCCAGGAGCCGCCGCCGUCGCACAUUCAGCUGGAGCGGCGACAUUCGGAGCAGCAGCAGCAGCCGCCGCCGCAGCAGUACCAGCAGUACCAGCAGCCGCAGUAUCAGCAGCCGCAGUACCAGCCGCCGCCCCAGCAGCAGGCGCCGCCGCAGCCGCAGCUGCCGCCCCAGGCGCCGCCGCAGCCGCCGGCGGCGCCGCCCGUGCCGCAGCACGCCGCCUCCCCACCGGGCCACCACCGCACCUCGUCGGCACCCCAGCCCGCCAGCCAGCCGCUGUCGGCUGCUCCGCCGGCGCCGCCCCCGCCACCGCCGCCACCGCCCGCGGGCGGAGCGCCGCCGCCGCCGCCACCUCCACCGCCCCCGCCGCCGCCGCCGCCCCCGCCAGCCUUCCAGGCGGCGCAUCCUCCGGAGCCCGCGGCCAGCCCUCAGCGGCCGGUGAGCUCCUCGGAGCCGCCGCCCAGUGGCCUGGGAGGGCUGGGCGGACUCGCCGCCGCCAUACAGAACACCAAGCUGAAGAAAACAGUGGUGAACAACUCAGACACAUCCUCGUGCUCGUCGUCGGGUAGCAGCACGUACGGCACUAUCGGGCGUGCCGCGGGCGGCCCGGUGAUGUCCAUGAUGGACGAGAUGGCGGCCACGCUGGCGCGCAGGAAGGCGAAGAUGACGGCGGCGCCCUCCGAGGACACGGCUGGCGGACAGGAGGAGGGCGGCCCGCCGCGCUGGGAGCGUAGUCACUCGACCAGUGGCGGCUCGGUGGUGCGGCCCACCAACGGCGGUGGCGCCGAGAGCCCCCGGCCCGCCCGCAAGAGGCUCGGCUCGCACGACGAGAGUCGCCUCAACGGCCUGUCCCCGGCCGACCAGCCGGCGGCGGCCGGAGGCGCAAACGCGGCUGACCUGGAUGCCCUCAAACAGGACAUCCUCAAAGAGAUGAGACGCGAAAUGACGGCCAUGAAGAAUGAUAUUCUGGACGCCAUCAAGAUGGAGCUAAAUCGACGGUAGUUGCCAGGCGCCCUGGAGAUUCGACAAGACACAUCACACACAUAUACGUGAGAGCCAACGAUUGGAGGUGACCAGAGAUUACAACAUGUGAUAGAGACAGCAGUGUUGACAAUCGGCUGAGGGACAUGCCAGAGCGACGCUGCUACUCGGCCGAACGACCCGUGCGACAGACAGACUGGUGUCGCAUUGUCGCGCGGUGCAGUGGGCGACACAGACUGUCGCGCAGUGGACUGAGCGAUGGACUGUCGCGCGGUGAAGUGACGCGCGGCACUGUCGCGCGCUCAGCUGACUACUAGGGCGAGUGAUUGGGCCGGCGACGCGAGCUAACCUGUGGAGGAGACAGGGCGGGCUGCGGAGAAGGAUAGAGGGCGCUGGUCGACGGGCUGGACCAGCCACAGGCGUGGUGGCGGUGUCGCCAGUCCGUGUGGAGGACAUGUAACCCGCGUCGGCGACGGCAGAGAGACGGCGGACCGGCGCGCGACUGGACGCGGCCACGGCGGAUGCGUCUGAAACCAAAGAGACUGAGGAAGACGAUGGAAAGUGUUACCGUGCGGGCGCCCCACGCGCGGGGAGGAGCCGAGCUUGUGUGUGGCCGCUGGCCGGGCCGGGUCGGCCACAGUGCGGGCCCCAGAUGCGCCGAGCGGCCGCCCGCGCCGGCUCACGGCGGUUUGUGUAUACGGCGAGGCAUUGUACGACUGCGUGUCGGCUUGGAUGUGUACAGAGACCUGGCCGACGCCGCGGCGCGACGGUGAACAGGGUGACAGAUUGGAGCGUGGCCGAAAAACGAAACAGUCAUCUCCGAUUAUUAUUUAUGAUAGAAUCUGCGGUCCAAGCCUAACUGGAGUAUUCCCAAUGAUUUAUGUUUUUAGUUUUCUACGUUUUAUUAUUAUUGAUGCUGAUGAUGACGGAGGUAUAUAUGCAGAUAGUAUGACGCGUUUGAUGUGAAUUACUAGCUAGCUUGUGACAAUAUAGCUAGAGGCCCUGUGAGCUCGAGGGCCGGGCGGAAGGCGCCCGGCUCGGCAGUCGUCGCAGUAACCUGCUUUUAUACGGUCGGUGCGAAUGGCGCGAUCACGCGAGCGGAGUGCUUGUGUACAGUUUGGUAUACAGACUCGAUGUAAUCGUGCAAUCAGUGUUGCGUGCCAUGGCGGUGUCUGUGCGCGCGGCGCCGGGCACCAGACGCGUGACGUCACCGACGCAGACCGCCCCAGGCAUGCCAUGACCCCGCCGGACGGCGCAGACAGACAGACGCUGCGGCGCUCCCCGCCGACGGCCGGAGGACUGCCGCCGAGCCGAUUGCGGCGGCCGCUUUCGUAGUACGACUGUACAUUUUACACUUCAAUAUACCGAUCCGUAUUGGAGGAUAA